Molecule: messenger RNA, 1517 nt
Organism: Corylus avellana
Lineage: Eukaryota; Viridiplantae; Streptophyta; Magnoliopsida; Fagales; Betulaceae
Product: homeobox 1
Biological process (GO): positive regulation of DNA-templated transcription
Cellular component (GO): nucleus
Molecular function (GO): sequence-specific DNA binding; DNA-binding transcription factor activity, RNA polymerase II-specific
Source: RefSeq, a predicted model, not a curated record
GAAGAGACACUCAGAUUAGUGCGAUACACGGAGACCGAUUCUCACCGGAGCUUCAAUCUCCGGCGACCGUCGUUUCCUUCCACCUUCCGGUCAAAAACCUCUCUCUUAACUUUGUAAACCCAUUUCUGGGCCAAAAUAUUUGGCCUCUUUUGUCUCCAUAAAAUUACUCUCUUUUUCCUCUAGGAGUGCAAUCCAAGUCAAACACAAGUGGCUUGCACAAUCCGCCGGAGCUGGGGGAGACCGGAGGUCGUUUUAUGAUGGGAUCUUGUAUAUGCCCGUUGGAGACUCCGGCGAGGUUGCUCUGGACGACUAGUUUCUUCCGUCACAAGCUUAUGAUCUUCUAACUCGUACCAUAUCGAUCAAACAACUAAGUUCCUAUACUACUUCUACAGCCACCGCCACCAGCGACGUAGCUUUGCUUUAUUGUCUCGCUGGAUUGGACCAUGGACUCGGGCCGCCUUUUCUUUGACCCUUCGGCUUGCCACGGCGGCAACAUGUUGUUCCUAGGGAAUGCUGAUAACGUUUUCCGAGGAGGAGCAACAAUGAUGAGCAUGGAUGAAAGCUCUAAGAGGCGACCAUUUUUCAGCUCGCCAGAUGAACUGUUCGACGAGGAAUAUUAUGAUGAGCAGUUGCCGGAGAAGAAGCGCCGCCUCACACCUGAGCAGGUGCAUAUGCUGGAGAAGAGCUUUGAGGCAGAGAACAAACUGGAGCCGGAUCGAAAAACCCAGCUGGCCAAGAAGCUGGGCCUGCAGCCGAGACAGGUGGCUGUAUGGUUCCAGAACCGCCGGGCUCGGUGGAAGACUAAGCAGCUCGAGAGGGAUUAUGAUCUCCUCAAAUCCUCCCAUGACUCACUUCUCUCUAGUUAUGAUUCUCUUGUCAAAGAGAAUGAGAAGCUGAAAUCUGAGGUGGUUUCCUUAACUGAAAAGCUUCAAGCUAAAGAGGUGGCUGGAGCAGCCAUUUCAGCUCAAAAACCUGACCCACUUCCGGGAGAUAUCACCCAUGUUUCUGCCCUCCAAUUCAGCGUGAAGGCUGAGGACCACCUGAGCUCUGGGAGCGGAGGGAGUGCAGUGGUGGACGAGGACGGUCCACAGCUUGUUGACAGCUGUGAUUCAUACUUUCCAAGUGACAACUACCCGGGCUGUGUUGCCCCAGUGGAUGGGGUGCAAUCAGAGGAGGAUGACAGGAGUGAUGACGCCCGUAGUUACUUGUCGGAUGUGUUUGCAGCUGCAGAACAUCAGCAGCAAGAGGAAGAGUCUUUGGGUUGGUGGGUGUGGGCUUAAAAUGUGCUCAAAACGAAUAACAUGUCAUAUAUUUCCAAUAGUUGCUGAACAAGAAAACCAUCUUGGAAACUAUUUGGACUGGUAAACGAAAGCGAAGCAAAGUUUAGUGUUAGUUGCUGAGAUCCGGAGGAUGGAGAUCCAUGAGCUAAGUCAAUGAAUAAAUGAAUAAAUUAAGUCAAUGGUGUCUUGUACGUACUUCCAUGUGGAUAAGAAGUAAAUGACUUGUUCAAGGCUUUA